UAUUGAUUGAUGUUCGUCACUAUGCCCUACUGAUAGCUCAAUUGCGUGUAUAUAAAUCAACGACUUCCGCUUGCAUUGAAUACCUCACAAAGCAGUGAAAUCAUCGCUCAGAGAGAAAAAGGGGGCCCAAAUUUGCUUGUUUUAGUGUGAGAAAGAGAAGAAAUGGAGAGCAAAGAGGAGGAUGUACGAGUGGGAGCCAACAAAUUCGCCGAGAGGCAGCCGAUUGGCACGGCUGCUCAAAGCCAGGACAAGGACUACAAGGAACCACCACCGGCGCCACUUUUCGAGCCGGGUGAGCUGUCCUCGUGGUCGUUCUACAGAGCUGGCAUAGCAGAGUUCAUAGCCACUUUCUUGUUCCUUUAUAUUACAGUUUUGACAGUGAUGGGAGUUAGUAAGUCUGAUUCCAAGUGCAAAACUGUUGGAAUCCAAGGUAUUGCUUGGGCAUUUGGUGGCAUGAUCUUUGCCCUUGUUUACUGCACUGCAGGAAUUUCAGGGGGGCAUAUAAAUCCGGCAGUGACUUUCGGGCUGUUUUUGGGGAGGAAAUUGUCGUUGACCCGGGCUGUGUUCUACAUGGUGAUGCAGUGUCUUGGAGCCAUAUGUGGUGCUGGUGUGGUUAAGGGAUUCGGAAAGACCCUGUACAUGACCAAGGGUGGUGGUGCUAAUGUAGUAGCCCACGGUUACACCAAGGGCGAUGGCCUAGGUGCUGAAAUAAUCGGAACUUUUGUGCUCGUUUACACUGUCUUCUCUGCUACUGAUGCCAAACGUAGCGCCAGAGACUCGCACGUUCCUAUAUUGGCCCCCUUGCCUAUUGGGUUUGCUGUGUUCUUGGUGCACUUGGCAACCAUCCCUAUUACCGGUACAGGUAUUAACCCCGCCAGGAGUCUUGGUGCAGCAAUCAUCUACAACAAAGACAAGGCAUGGGAUGAUCACUGGAUAUUCUGGGUUGGACCGUUCAUUGGGGCAGCACUUGCAGCUCUAUACCAUGUGGUGGUGAUCCGAGCCAUCCCAUUCAAAAAAUAAGCGAUGAGAUUAAAGCCUUCUCAAUUUGUGGCCAACUGAUUCAAGCCCAUGAUGGAAAUCGAAGGCUGAAUUUUAAUCUUCUGUUGUAUUUUCUAUUUUUUCUCUGUUUGGUUUGUAUGUAGAUGGUGACAUGCUCUUAGAAAAGGACUGAACUUUCAAAAGAUAAAAUCCAGACAGAGCAUGCUCAUGUGCUCAUAAAAAAAAGUGGGGACUGUGUCUGUAAUUUUCUGUGGCUGUGCAAUGAGAAGUUGUCUUAAUAAUCAAA
Messenger RNA from Olea europaea var. sylvestris, 1285 nucleotides. RefSeq names its product probable aquaporin PIP1-4. The record is from RefSeq and is a predicted model, not a curated record. Gene Ontology annotation, biological process: response to water deprivation; transmembrane transport. Gene Ontology annotation, molecular function: water channel activity. The transcript is spliced from 4 exons. Lineage: Eukaryota; Viridiplantae; Streptophyta; Magnoliopsida; Lamiales; Oleaceae. Bases 163 to 1020 code for a protein of 285 amino acids. Gene Ontology annotation, cellular component: vacuole; plasmodesma; plasma membrane.